AUGGAAACUCUGAGGAGUGCUUACAACUACCUGCUCGGUCAGGGUGAGAAUCCGGUCGUGGACACGGAUGAGAUCUUCCCAUUGUACUUCCUUGACAACCUACAGGCCGGUCGGGUUCUCGUUCUAAGCGAAACCUUCAAGUUUAACGAUGUCUUGGACCCAGAGAAGUUGCACGAUGGACUCAAAAAGUUGAUUCAGCUUGGGGAUUGGAGGAAGCUAGGCGGGCGGCUUCGUAAAAAGCCCGACGACAAACUCGAACUCCAUGUACCAAAAGAGUUCACCAAAGAACGACCAGCAGUCCAAUUCUCUGCGGAGAAAAUCGACGUUGGGAUCGACGAGCACUCUGUUGCUGGGCAGUUGCCCAGCGCAACCGAUUCCCCUUCUUUACACCCUGGGCAGGAGCUUUUCGCGGAAUUCAGUGCGUUUUCGAAAGGGCCAAAAACCUUACAAGACUACCUCCAAAGUGAUUGCCCGGUUUUUCGAGUUCAUGUCACCGUAUUCGCUGACGCCACUGUUGUUGCUUUUAUUUGGCCACAUGCAGUGGCUGGCGCUCUGGGGCUGAAGAAUAUUCUGUCGGCCUGGUCCGAGGCGCUGAAGGAUGAUGGGAACAUCCCGGAGUUGUUGGGCGCUCGAAAGGAUGUAUUGGAUGGAAUAGGAACUUCGAAAGACUGCACAGCACCAUACGUUCUCGACAAUCUCGAAUUGAGGGGCUGGGGGUUUGCCAAGUUCGCAUUUCGGCUGAUGUGGACGGUCGUCUGGCGGCCGAAGGUUGAGGCACGCACUAUAUGCCUUCCUCGCGACUUUGUCUCCGAACUACGACUGGCCACAACCAAAGAACUCGAAGAAGCUCAAGGACCCGGCGAUAAUGUUUUCGUUAGCGAAGGUGACGUCUUGACUGCUUGGCUGGCAAGGUUCGUUUCUCGGGCACGUGGAGGAACAAGACCUGCGAUUUUGGUCAAUCCUCUCGACGUAUCAGGUCGUCUCAAAUCUGUCCUGGCGUCAGGAGGACUGUAUGUUCAAAAUAUGGCCGUGGCUUUAUACACUCUUGUCGAGACCGAUGUCCUGAACAAGAGAUCGCUGGGAGAGUUGGCUCAUGUGGUACGUUUGUCCAUACAACAACAAGCCACGGAAGAGCAAAUGCGUUCCCAACUGCGACACUUUAGAAAGCUUGGGCCAAACAAAAUGCAAUCGCUUUACGGGGCUUCAGACUCCCGCCUAGUCGUAUUUUCCAACUGGACGACGUUCAAGAUGUUCGAAGCUGUUGACUUCAGCCCCGCCAUCACCAAGCGAUCACCCCAUUCUGCUGGUGGAAAACCGGUGUACAUGCAUUGCCAUUCUUUGAGCAAGGAUCCCUUCAUGAGGGAUGUCUUUGCAAUCACCGGCAAAGAUUUAGACGGUAAUUAUUGGAUCAGUGGUUUCUUAUACCCCGAAGACUGGCAAGCGUUUGAGGAUUACAUGCAGAACACACGUGCGACCCUAGGAUGA
Molecule: messenger RNA, 1485 nt
Organism: Clonostachys solani
Lineage: Eukaryota; Fungi; Ascomycota; Sordariomycetes; Hypocreales; Bionectriaceae
Source: the annotation of a GenBank genome assembly